AUUUGACGAAAUAACGACACAAGAACGAUAUCUCAAGCAACCAAUGAGAAGAUUUUGCUCGACUUGUGCCAAAAUGGCGCUCACGAAUAAUCGUGCGCGUUCCGCAAUUCCACCAUUGAUGCGCGAAGCAGAUCCGAGAAUAUUCUCUCGUUGAACAAAAGUGCACGGACGUUGAAUUCCGCGAAGUUUUUGAUAUCGCUGCGGUAUGUUUACGUAUUUGAUUACGUGUACGUUUGGCUCACGCACCGUGUUUUAUCGCUGCGUUUUAUCACUCUGACGUUUUUGUCGUCAAAAGCAAUGUGUUAUCUUCGCGUUCCCUCUGCGGCUAAUUACGCAAAAAAAAAAAAAAACAACGUUGCACGAGCGAAAAUAACUUCUGAAUAGAUUCUCUUCGAUUAUCUCGCGUUCGGGAACACGAUUCUCCCGUAGAGAAUAUCGCGCGCGAAAGUCGUCAAAAAUUGCUGCGAUAUGAGAGGGAAAACAAAUGAGUACCGUCUGACAGUUCGUUCGGUGGACAAUGUCGUCUCUUGGUAAACGCGUGACAUUUCGAUCGAGUAGCGAAACGGUAUUGUGGUAUCAGGGACUGGCGUCUCACAGGUUCGUCAUGACUUUGUUGAAAAGGCUGUCCGACGACAAGACCGUGGCGAUGAACGAGAACGAGAACGAAAACACGGAGACAACGCGGACGGUGUGCAAACCGCGUCCUAAUUUAACGAACGAAACAAUGUUUCACGCAGUAUACGUACCGCAGGACAAGGACUCGCCUGUGGGCGAAAUAGCAGAAAACAUUCAUGUCUAUGAAGAUAUGUCCCAAGCUUUGGAAGUGAUAAAGGAGCAUAAGAAAGCUAGAGUGAAGACUUUCAAGAAUCGUUCCGAUGCUGAAGCUUAUGCAAGAACUGGGGAACAAUUGUCUCUCAGCAAUAGUUUUAUAGCGUUUCCCGUCGUUGCGAUGCAAGAACAAUCUAGUAAUUUUAAGACACUAAAAUCUCAGGAACUUGUGAGUUUUAGAAAGUUAAUUGAGAACGGAGAUUUGGAGAGUGUGAAGAGAGCUGUGUGGGAAAAUCCACGAUAUCUAAUUAGCAGCGGAGAUACACCUGCAAUUUUACAGACGGGAUAUCGGUAUAAUCCAUUGCAUGUAGCUGCAAAAGCUGGCAAGGCACAGAUGUGCGAGUUCAUAUUGAACACUGUCGGAGAUGUCAAAUUUAUGCAGUGGCAUUCCGGAAAUGUGGAAUGUGUAACUUACUUAGAUCCUGUGCAGAUAAUGUUGGAUUUAUAUUUGAACACACCUGAUAAGGGACUCAAUGAAACGCCGUUGCAUUUUGCUGUGAAGUUUGGCUUUAAAGAUGUGGUUCGAGUUUUGGUCUCAUAUUCUCAAUGUCAGAAAGACUUGCGAAACAAAUACGAACAGUUACCUAUAGAUAUAAUAUGUAGCAGAAAGUGCCAAGAAGACGAGGAGUUAAAACGUGAAAUAUAUAUGUUGCUGGAGGAUCAGUUCUAUGUACCUGUAUUGAGAGCAGAAGGCAAUACGUAUCCGCCAAUUAUUGGUGAACCUUUCUCUCCGACUAGUCCACUUAGACUGAACAAGGACCCUAUCAGUCCACGUGUUGAAGUGAGAGCUUUUGCCGGUCCGAUGACCAAGUCGGAAGCAGUAGAAUUUCGAAAAAAGUGGAAAACACCACCGCGUAUUAUUAUCCCUAAAAAAGGACAGGGUGACGCGUGCAGUAUUGAGAACAGUCCCAUGUUAGCUUUGAGGCUAAAAGAUACGGAAAAAGGUUUGGAGCGUAUCGGAAGAAAUCUUGCUGAGGAAUGUCACGUAUCUUGGAAGGAAUACUGGCCAUUCUUGGAAGAUUUUGUUGAUUUGCGAAGUGACGAAGGAUUGACCAAGCUCGAAACCUAUUUCCAGGAAAAAUUCAAAGAAUACAACAUGUUUUAUCCUGCUUCGAUUCAAAAGAAACUCUGUUCUACACACAACGACGCGCCAGCAAAUUGCGAACAAUCGACGGAAAAGAUGGAAAACGCGAUCGAUGAAUUGUGUAAAAAAUUGAACUCUUGUUCGUUGCAGACCGAAACCGAUAGAGCGGAAGAUACAGAAGAAGACAUAGAUGACUUGGAAUAUUACACACCGUCCUCGUCGCCGAAGCUCGUUCACAGCGACUCGGAGAGCGACAUGGAGAAUGCUGAGGAAGAAGAUAGUUUUCCUGCAACUUUUAUCCAAGGGGCUUCUCCGACGAAGGAAGAUUAUGCCGUUUACAAUGCGCUCUCGUCUGUGAUUUGUCCCGAUGUUUAUCCGCAUGUUUACCGUUGGCGACACAACAUGCAGUUGAUUAUGAAACGUGAUCCAAACAGAUUCAACGAUAUGAAAUUGUUCAGGAGAAAACUAUUCAAUAAUUAAAGAGUAAGAGGAUUUCUAUACACAUCAGAGACAAUCCGGAGUUGCCAAAUCUUAGACAUUGCUAUGCUAAUUUCCUUCUUAGACUACAAUCGUAAGAAAAAAAAAAACCAAAAUUCAAGCUAAUUCACAGACGCGUAGCUCUAAUUAACGCAACUGAUCUUAGAGAUCCUUCUCAAGCUGUAUUGAUAUUACAUACUUUGUACAUACUGGUUUUUUUUUUUUUUUUUUUUUUUUUUUUUUUUUAACACAUAUAUCGCGUAAUUGAUACGUAAAAAGCGAGCAAUAUAUAAAUGUAUUUUAGCUAAGAUAUUGAGAAGAAUUUAUAUAUUUUGAGAGAAACGUUUUUUACAAAGAGAUCUCUGUGAACACAGUAAGAAUAAUUCAAAAUAAAACUUUUAAAAGCCCCGUUAGAACGUAUAGUUCUUUUUAUUGCUCACUGCUGUUUACAGUUACAAUAAAUUACUGAAAAAUAAAAACUCACCGAGUUUCAUGAAUUUCAUUACUUUCACCCAU
Pseudomyrmex gracilis is the source of this 2905-nucleotide messenger RNA. It is a transcript of the gene Ankle2, whose product is annotated as ankyrin repeat and LEM domain-containing protein 2. Gene Ontology annotation, biological process: negative regulation of phosphorylation. Gene Ontology annotation, molecular function: protein phosphatase 2A binding. The transcript has 10 exons. The record is from RefSeq and is a predicted model, not a curated record. Lineage: Eukaryota; Metazoa; Arthropoda; Insecta; Hymenoptera; Formicidae. Gene Ontology annotation, cellular component: endoplasmic reticulum. The coding region runs from base 518 to 2392 and encodes 624 amino acids.